This is a messenger RNA of Pundamilia nyererei, 1595 nucleotides long. RefSeq names its product NME/NM23 nucleoside diphosphate kinase 6 (gene nme6). Gene Ontology annotation, biological process: negative regulation of cell growth; UTP biosynthetic process; CTP biosynthetic process. The record is from RefSeq and is a predicted model, not a curated record. The transcript is spliced from 5 exons. Gene Ontology annotation, molecular function: nucleoside diphosphate kinase activity. Bases 1 to 567 code for a protein of 188 amino acids. Lineage: Eukaryota; Metazoa; Chordata; Actinopteri; Cichliformes; Cichlidae. Gene Ontology annotation, cellular component: mitochondrion.
AUGGCGCUCUCUGUCCUUCCCUGGGCACAGCAGUUGCCAGCAUCGAGGUUGACACAGCUGCCAAAGGAAGCCCGGUCCGUGUCGCGAAGCAAUGGAGCAGAAAGGUCAAAGGCUCUUCACCAGAGAAUUCUAGACAACAACUUUGGGAUUGUUAGAUGCAAAGAUCUGGUCUGGAGACGACAGGACUCUGAGAGGUUUUAUGCUGAACAUUCAGGGAGAUUCUUCUAUCAAAGACUUGUUGAAUUCAUGUCAAGUGGGCCAAUGCGAGCGUACAUUUUAGCCAGGGAGGAUGCCAUAAGCCACUGGAGAGAACUGAUGGGGCCGACCAAAGUGUUCAGAGCCAGAUUCAACUCGCCUGCUUCCAUCAGGGGCCAGUUUGGACUCACAGACACAAGGAACACAACUCAUGGCUCAGAUUCUCUUGAGUCGGCUCAAAGAGAGAUUACUUUCUUCUUCCCAGACUUCUGUGCAGACGAGUGGAUGAAAAAGGAGGAGCCAUUGUUUAGAUCAGGGCAGAUCCGUUAUGACCAUCAAAACCAGAUUCACACACUUUCAUUGUCAAGCUGACACCAGAUCAGCUCAACGCUGUCAACAUCAUCAGUAUAAAGACUAUUACUGUUGAUCUAUUGCUCACAUAUAUACAGAGGUACCUCAGCUGAAGGCCACAUGAUUACCUGAUUGUCUUUGAGCAUGCCAAAUGAGUUCAUUUUAAAAGGACAGUACAUUUCGGUGUGUAAUUUAUUAUCAUUAGAAAACACAAAUAACGACAGAAUUUUAAAAAGUAACCUCGAUAUCUUACAAAACACGAUGCUGUUCGUGAGCGCUUUUUCUUUUUUAUUAUCACAAACCUCCGUCCAGGCUUCACUGUAAAUAGUGCAAUCGUCACAGUCAGUUUCCUGAGCCUUUUGCUUUGUAGGACAGCAGCGACUACAAAUGGUGCAUCAAUGCCAAGUAACAAAACUAUGAAACAUUUAUAUCAUAUUAAAUAAUAUUGCAGUAAUAGUUUUACACCUAUGUUAAUGUUCAACCACAUCUUAAAAUGUGAAAAUACUCUGGAUUAAACUAUUUUCGCGUUCAGUGCUAAGCAAUGAUUUCUUUACACUGAUGUGGAAACAAGCUGUCAGCUGUAAUAUACUACAAUUGCUUUUAAUAUGACAUUCGCUGUAACAUACCACGUUUUGUUUUGCCUGUUACCCCAUGCUUGUUUGAUCAAAUGUCUCUUGUAAAAGUCUCCAACAUGUCAGUAAAACAUACAUCGUAAAGUACUAAAUGCACUAGAAAUCAGAUUUUUGUGCUUUCGACACCUGUCAGACCACAAAACCUGUUCGAUUUCUUUCACAGUCAUAAUUAUUUUCAUUUUUUGGCUUCUUCCAAUGUCCCCCUGCACUCAGGCGUUUUGUGUCGCCACCUGUUUGAUAGCUUCCACUGGUUUCAUGACCUCAUAUGUCGUGAGGGACUUCUUCACCUUCCCGUUCUUGUCCACCUGGUGGAUGCUCUGGGUGACUGUAAUGGUCACCUGCUUGGUCGACAUCCGAUUGUCCUGCCAUUUUGUCUGUUAAUGGAGAAUAAAUGGACAAUAAAAAAUAAUAAAAAAA